AUGGAGAAAACACAAAAAACUAAAAAAGACGAUAAGGAGGUGAAUGUGGACGAAAACAGUUCGCGUGUAGUAGUGAAGGGGACGAGAACUCGGUCGCAAUUUAAACGACCGGCUACACCAUCGGGAGUACUGGUGAGUGACAGCGGCGAGUCAGAUUGCUCGCAAACGUCACUGAUGUCGCAGUUUUCAACAGCGUCAACAACGACACGGGCACGUAAAAGAACCCGGAAGGAUGCCAAAUCUGCGCAACCUGCAACAGAGAUGUUGCCAGACUCGGCAGACUCAGGCAGAGAGGCAUUGGAGAAACUGGCAAAGGAGAACGCGGACUUGCGAGCUCAGAUUGCUAGCCUUACGGAAAUAGUAUCGGGACUGAAAAAUCAGCUGAACCUAAUAACUACCCAACAACAAGGAGGGAAUCCAAAGUUACAGGUUUCCACCCUAUCAGUUCCAGAUGGUCUGUCACCAGACGUGGAGGCUCAGCUUCGACGUUCAAUUGCCAUCGAGAUUGGAGGGAUGAUGGAUGCAAAGCUGGCCGCUCUGGAGAGUAGAUUGUUGCCAGAGAAGACGAUCCGUCCGGCUCUCGCCUCAGACACGAGACGAUUGGUGGUUUCUCAACCAAUACAGGAAGAGCCGACGACCAAGGCAAAAACAAUAGGGAAGAAAAAGAAGAAGGGAAAACAGAAGGGAAAAGCAGUUACUCCAGCAGUGGAAGAACUGCCAGCUGUAUCCACUUCAUCUGGACGGGACAGGCACCAGGAGGUAGCAGCCUCUCAGACAACCAACACUUGGUCCUUGGUGGUGGGACGUAAGGCCAAAAAGUCGAGCGCCCUACAACCGGUUGUUUCAUCUGCUCCGGUAACACAGACCCGAGUGCCACAGAAAAAACGGCCGGUUAAGCUGCCGAAAGUUCCCACUUCUGCAGCGAUUACCAUAUGUUUAAAGGAAGGAGCGACCGUUGGCCUUGGGGAUGCCUUAUCUGCAGCGAAGAGGCAAAUCAACAUUGCGGAAUUUGGCAUCACUGCAGAUUUGCUUCGUGAAAAACGUGCCGUUGAUGGCGGAAUCGUGAUCAUGGUUUCGGGUGAGAAUUGUAACGCAAAGGCUGAUGCUCUUGCUAGUCGCAUGCGGGAGGUCCUCACUAACUAUAAUGUCACAAUUGGUCGUCCAACCAAAAUGGCAGAAGCAAGAGUAAUGGAUCUAGACGACUCUGUUACACCAGAAGAAGUGGUAACUGCUAUUGCCAGGGCGGGUGUAUGUUCUACCUCAGAUGUUAAGGUUGGAGAAAUUCGGCGUCCCCCGACUUCUCUGGGGCAUGUGUGGAUUCGUGCCCCGCUGGUUGCUUUAAAGAAACUUGCGUCUGAAAAACGCAUGCUGCUAGGGUGGACAUCAGUGAGGGUAGAGGUAUUAGAGCCACGUCGCUUGAUGUGCUACCGCUGCUUUGAGCCAGGACAUGUCAGGCGUAAGUGCACUAGUGCUACGGACCGGAGCGCACAGUGUUACGCAUGCGGGGGUGCCCACAAAGCUCGUGAGUGCACAUCGCCAACUCUACGGUGCCCAGUAUGCUCGGACCAGGGUCGUCCAGCUAAUCAUCGUCUUGGGAGCCAGGCGUGUAACCCUCAAAAGAAAAAGGGAGCCAACAAGAACCCAACACAGGCGUCGUCGGCUGCACUACCCGGUGCAAGUCCCAUAGAGGCAAUGGAUACUUCACAUUCCCAGCCUUAA
This is a messenger RNA of Spodoptera frugiperda (fall armyworm), 1719 nucleotides long. RefSeq lists its product as uncharacterized. The record is from RefSeq and is a predicted model, not a curated record. Lineage: Eukaryota; Metazoa; Arthropoda; Insecta; Lepidoptera; Noctuidae. The transcript has a single exon. Gene Ontology annotation, molecular function: zinc ion binding; nucleic acid binding. Bases 1 to 1719 code for a protein of 572 amino acids.